This is a messenger RNA of Toxoplasma gondii ME49, 5258 nucleotides long. RefSeq lists its product as hypothetical. Bases 1381 to 4017 code for a protein of 878 amino acids. The record is from RefSeq and is a predicted model, not a curated record. Lineage: Eukaryota; Apicomplexa; Conoidasida; Eucoccidiorida; Sarcocystidae. The transcript is spliced from 7 exons.
UGCAUCCUUUCCCCUCUGGUGUCGGGGUAAGGCGUUUUAGGACUCCCCCGUGUAAUUUAUCCUUUGUGCCAGGCGCCCAACCGCCUGCAGGGUAAGGGGUGAACGGACACUGGCUGCUUCCGACAUAUUCACCUUUUGCGCGUCUAAGGCUUCCCUGAUACAUUUACGCCCCCUUUCUCUAUCUUGAAGUUUUCGUUCCCCUACGACGUCAAGGGGAGGCUACCGAGGAAGAGGACGCCGAAUGAGAAUGUAUUCUCAUGCCAACCCUUACCUUGGCGCCCUGUUUUAUAUAUAUGGGCUCGACCAGGUGGCCACACCCUCUCAGCGAAUCGCUGGGUCCGUGUUUCUUUUUUCUGUCCUGGCGAAACCCUGGAAGCCGAGAUCCGCAGUCUCGGUUGCUUGCUUUUCUCACUUGAUUCCUCGAUCGAAACGGGGACGAUAAUUCACCCGCUGAAUGCCAAGCAACACGCUGAUGAGCAGUCGAACCACUUGCUCGCGUGAAGUGAGAAGAACGCCCGGUUGACAGCAAACAAAGCCCUACCGCCCGAGACUGAGUCAUGGUUAUUUGAUGGAGAGAUAAAGGGGGAACAGCGAGGCAAGAGAUGUGCAGAGACGGAACGAGUUCAUGGUCUGCAAUAAAGACAGCCGGCGACGGUGCCGAAUUGAAGAACCUGAAGACACGAAUAAACAUGUAUUUCUGUAUGUCUGAAGAGGAUAUAUAGAACGUACAUCUGUUUACACAAAUGUUUCUGCGAAGAAACGCGGCGAAGGCUCGGAAGUAGAGCCAAUGACGAUUCAUGAGACCUAGCCGGAACGUUUCGGAGCACACUUGUCGAGGCCAUCACAACAGCUUGCGGCUGAAGCGACGGACUGUGAAUUUAUUUUCAUUUGUUCCAGUCCGUUGCUCGUCUUGACCGUUUGGCUGCGUAGGGGGAUGCCUUUUUUUUUCGGUUGGCUACCUCGUCAUGACCCUCCUCACGUCCGACAGCCUAGAACGGGUCGUGCGUUCUGAGAGGACUAAAUGAUCAAGAUUCACGCACUGGAGACUGGAGGCGCGACUAGAGUUUGACUGAUGCAGAGAGUUCAAUCUAGUGAAUUUGAGGUAGCAUCUGAACUCUGAAAAAGAAGAGAUCAUCAAACAGCUCUAUCCUCAAGCCUGGAAUAGGACAUUGCACGCACGCGCAGUGUCGCGUGGAAAGUGUGUGUCUCGGUUUCCUCCUCCUGCGCCGUGCUCCGGUUUAGGUCUCUCCCUAGUUCAGUUAGAUCGUUUCAUUUGUGUGAUUCGAAAAUAUAUUCCUUCCCCCGCCUCCCUUGCCCGUAGCCACGAGUUUCCUAGAGAACGAGGUCUCCCUCCAGUUUCCCCGCGUCCCUUCGUUCGCCAUGGCGCGUGCUUGGGCGGUCUCUAUUAUUUCGCUUCUCUGUGUUGCCGUCCUAGCGGCCCCGAGUUACGCGGGGCAGACGCAGACACAUCACCGCUCCUCCCAUUCUAACGCUGCCGUUACUUCCUCGGUGUUGACAGCAAUGGCACCCGCGUGUCUCCGCUGUUCGCCAGAGUCGCAAACAGCGUCUGCCAGAUACGCCCACGAAGUCGUUUCCUCCCUUCAUAUCCCGCCAGCGGACCCCGCCCGCUGCGAAAUGCACCUCCAGCAUCUGAUCUGCUCUUUCAACUGCUCCGAUAUGAAAACCCAGUCGUGGGCUUCUGUUGAUGCCAACGCGUUUUCUGGGAUUUCUUUCGUGGAGGCUGAGACGCGCGUCUCCACGACUGUCCGGGUGUGUUCACAUGCAUGCGAGCAGUUCGGUGCAGCAUGCGGGACUGCCGGAAGCGUGGGUGCCGUCAAGGAAGGUGGUUUGUCUUUUGUGGAGAAAAAGAGAGGGGGCAAGCGCGCAGCACACCAACGAGAUGCAGGUCAGGACGGAGAAGACUCACCGGGUUUUCUUCACCUGCACACAACACAGAAAAGUCUCAGCCGCGACAGCGCCAAAGCGAAACAGAGACAUCAUUCUUGUGUGAGUUUGAAGCUGCCCGAACUGCGCCUCGCGGGCAAUGGCGGGAAGCCCAUGGGGCUGGCCUUUGUGUCCGUCGAUGGACCCGCGACUGGAGUUGAACAGGAGACACAGGGAAACGAUGCAUGCCUCAGCUUCCUGCAACUGGAACAACCCUCUAGCUACACAGGAGAGCAAAUGGUAGAGAGUUCCUUCCAAGCGCCUUACCUAACGCGACUCCAGUCAAUUGCUGAGCACGACCAGCUGACUGAUCCGUCGACACUCGUUCCAGCUGUCCCCGUUGUCCCAGUAAACUCCCAGCCUGUUAUGCCAACAGACAUUGUCACUGUCGCCCCGGCAUACCCUGCCAUCACCCCUUCCGCCGCGGUCCCUGCAGCCAUCGCUUCCCAAGAGCCGAGCACCGGAGUUGCUGCAGUCUCCAAUCCUGCCGCACCAGCUGUGGUGUCAGCUGCCAUCCCAAGUGCUCCCGCGACUCCUGCAUCCCCAACGCCUCUCGCCGCGAUCCCUCAGCUUGCUGUCUCCUCGUCAGUUGCCCCUGUCGCUGCGUCCGCUGCUCGGACUCCCGUCGUCGGCGCAGCGCUUCCAGGCGCGGCACUCCCCGAGGCUUUGACUGCCACUCCGGUACAGCCCGUUGACGUCUCUCAACUGCAGCCUGUUGCCCCUACAGCGGCACAGCCCCUCGUCCCUGUUGAGCUAAAGCCUGCCUUUCCCUCUGAAGCGCUUCCCGUUGUUUCAGCUCAGGCGCAGCCGGCUGCUGCUCCUCAGGCACAGCCGAUGGCCGCUGCUCCUCAGGCACAGCCGAUGGCCGCUGCCGUAAAGACGCCUCAGCCUCCAGUGGCUAGUGGUCCCGCGGCAGCUACGAGCACCACAGUCCCGUCUCCCGUUGCAGUUCAAAGAGUUGCUGAGGCCCCACAGACUGUGUCUUUGACCCCUGCCGCUGCGGCUUCACCCUCAACUGUGAGUGCACAGUCGGUAUCUGCGCCGGCCACCCAGGCGGACGUCGACUCUGAUCCUGCGACAGCAACAGCCCCCACAGUGGAUGGGGCGACGAUUUCCACAAGCGAGGAGGCAGGUCCCAGUCAGUCAGGAGCUGCAGAGACAAUGGAGGCGCUACCACCAGUCGCUGGUUCUCAGGUCCGCUUGGUCGGAGCACCGCGAAACAUCCGCACAACCAGGACACAAGCUCAGUUUCGAGAGGCCCCAACGAUUGAAAUUAUACCGGCCGACGGAUUCUGCAUGAACAACUGCGAGUGCUGGCCAGUCUGGGCGUCGGCGAUUGUCGUGUUUGUGAUCUACUUGGCGGCAACGUUCACUGCGAUUGCCAUGACGGCAAGCCUCUUUUCUCGGGGCCUCUGGUCGAGCACCUUCUACCGAGGAGGCGGCAACUGGCUCGUCGUGGCAUCAGUCACAGGCGCGCUCACUGGCGGGCUGGUUGGCGGCCUCGUAACUUACUGCGUCGCGGGCGGCCUCGGCCUUGCCGCUGGUUUGAUGACGCUUUGCUGCUCAAUUUUACUCGUCGGUCGAAGAGGCGCGUGGCUCGGAGCUAUGGGUGGUGUCCUGACGGGUGGCGUCGUGGGCGGUAUGAUCAACACGGGAGGUUUAGCAUUUGCAUUGGGCGCAGGCGUUGGAUUGCUCCUUGGUAUCAUUUGCGGCUUCGCGCCGGUCGCUCGCCAACUGAAAGUGAAUGAGCGCUACAUUCGUCAGGGCAUGGCGGCGUCCAUAUCAGGAAACGCUGGAAAGAAACACCAAGACGCAGCGCGGCGGGGGGACGGAGGGAUGGACCACGCCCGCGGUGGCUACGAUCCUCUUGGCUCUGGUGGUGAAGAGUCUCACAGACAACCGAAACCCAGCGCCUUAGGCAACACGCAAUCGUCACGGCGCCCGGACGUGACCGCAGGGUCUGUCUCUCGGUUGCGUUCUUUAGGCCUGACACAUCAAGCCUUCACAGCAGAAGAUGACAAUCUUUUAGAGCAGACGAGAUCUGGCGAGAGCGACGGACACGAGCCCUGGUGAACUGACAACGCACCGAGGAGGCCUGGAAGCGCCUUGCCCUCGAGUAGCGUGGACGUCGAAGAGAAACGUAGAAAUGCGUCCAGAGAUUUGUGAAACUGAGGCAAAUGAAGAAGAGUGGUUCUCUCAGCCUUACGAAAAACGAGAGCACUACAAACACAACAUGGUCAAUUAAAAAUGUAUGCAUUCAUAUUUCAGUUUAUACGUUUGGAAUCGACUUUCAUUAUGUCGCGAAGACAGGGACGAGAUACAUCUCCGCACAUGUACAUGCCUUCGGCUGAUCCGUGUGUCGGAGCCUAUUAUCGUUGCGCAUUUGUCAUGCUUUCUAUCUGUGCGUUGUUUCUUCUGUGCCCACGACGAAAGAGGACCACGAAAAAAGAAGGGAAAUCCUCUUGCUUCACGCAGGUCCCUCGGUUCUCUGUGCAUGGAUAGGUAUCUGCCGAUAAGCAUUUGAGGACAGAAUUACUUGCGAGUAGGCCAGCAAAUAACUUUCGUGGCUUUCUUGAGCUGAUACGCAGUCAUCUGUGUAUUACAUUUUUCUCUGUAUGACUGGGGUGGAAAUGUACGUUGAUAAAUUCAACACCCUUCUUUCGACAGGGCGUGAUGCAUGGUUGCACACAAACGUAAGUGUGAGUGCAGGUUCAAUGGCGGGUAUCCCCUCCAGCGGAUAGAGAAACAUGCUUUUGACGUUUCUGGAGACACGCAUACAUUUGAGCACUCUCAAAUGACGAGGGGAAAUGAACUGCCACUUGUUUCAUCGCUGUCUCUCGCUGAUGAGCUCACGGUGGUGCUUGCACUGUGCGUAGGAGUAAUACGUAUUCAUUGCUGGGGGGCGUCUAUCGCCUUUUUCCAUCGUUUGUUGUUGUGGCAGGAGAUGGCAAGAAACAGUCAAGUCACUCCAACCAUGCUGUCUUGUCGCUAUCCCAUUUCGUCCCUUCUUGUGCUCCGCCUGUGUGUCUUCCCCGGGGAAAGGAGUACCGAACGUAUGAAGUGGAACAGUGGAAAAUGUAGUUCUUUUUCGUCUGUCUUCAUUUCUGUCAAUCAUGCUGUGAGGGUGACAGUACAUGUUUCGUGUCCCGUCCAUGAGAUUUAAGUUCACCGCUGAUGUCCUUUCAACGAAAUGCUUACCUGUGCUUUGGUUGGUCUACAUCUGCAUUUCAGUUGGAGUGUACGUAGGUGAACAGUGCAGCAGCGAAGAAACCAAUGCUGUUCCACAGCCUGCGGUAUGACGGGAGUGAAUGAUC